GGCACUUCCCGCGGAGCCGAGAGGCGCAGCCGCGCCCGCCGGGGAUGGGAGCGGCGGCGCCGGGGCCGCGGGCGCGCGGGGGCCGGGGCGGAGGGCGCAGCCCCCCGGGGCGGCCCGGCCGAGCCGCCGCCUAGCCGCGAGCCAUGCCAGUGCCCGUGCCCGAGCGGCCCCGCCGGGAGCGCGGCGCCGGCCCCGCCGCGGGGCCCCGGGGGCAGCGGCUCGCCCCGCCGCCGCGCUGAGCCGCGCCGAGCCGCGCCGCGCCGGGCCGCGCCAUGCCCGCCGGCGUGGCCCCAUGGAGCCAUGGCGCAUAGGGCGCCGAGCGGGCGGGCCGUGGCUCCAUCCCGGCGGCUGGCGCGGAGGGUGCUCUUCCUCUUCACGCUGUCGCUGUCCUGCUCCUACCUCUGCUACAGCCUCCUCUGCUGCUGCGGCGGCCCCGCCGCGCCCCGCGCCCGCUGCGCGCCCGCCCGCAGCGCCGCCGCCGCCAAGAAACUUCUGCAGAAGUCGCGGGCGUGCGGGCGGCCUCCCGCAGAGCCUCCGGGCAGCGCCGCGCCCGCCCGCCGCCCUCGGGAGCCCCCCGCCCCGCCCGCCGGCAGCGCCCCGGGCCCGGCCCGUCCGGGCAGCAAGCGGCUGCCGCAGGCCAUCGUGGUGGGCGUCAAGAAGGGCGGCACCCGCGCCGUGCUGGAGUUCAUCCGCGUGCACCCCGACGUGCGCGCCCUGGGCACCGAGCCCCACUUCUUCGACCGCAACUACGACCGCGGGCUGGAGUGGUACAGGAGCCUGAUGCCACGCACACUCGACAGCCAGAUCACAGUGGAGAAGACCCCCAGCUACUUUGUCACCAAGGAGGCCCCACGGCGGAUCUUCAACAUGUCGCGGGACACCAAGCUGAUCGUGGUGGUGCGCAACCCCGUCACCCGCGCCAUCUCGGACUACACGCAGACGCUCUCCAAGAAGCCCGACAUCCCCACCUUCGAGGGGCUGUCCUUCCGCAACCGCAGCCUGGGCCUGGUGGACACCUCCUGGAACGCCAUCCGAAUCGGGAUGUAUGCCGUGCACCUGCAGAGCUGGCUGCAGUACUUCCCCCUCUCUCAGAUCCACUUUGUCAGCGGGGAGAAGCUGAUCACCGACCCGGCUGGGGAGAUGGGCAAAGUGCAGGACUUCCUGGGCAUCCGGCGGGUCAUCACCGACAAGCACUUCUACUUCAACAAGACAAAAGGCUUUCCUUGCCUGAAAAAAACAGAGAGCAACAGCUCACCGCGCUGCCUGGGCAAAUCCAAGGGGAGGACUCACGUGCAGAUAGACCCCGAGGUGAUAGAGCAGCUUCGGGACUUUUACAGACCUUACAACAUCAAGUUCUACGAAACGGUCGGGCAGGACUUCAGGUGGGAAUGAGCAGCCGGGAGCGGAGCUGCGGUGACGUGAGCUGCAGUCUUCCACGGGGCAGUGGGGGGAGGCAGGGCCAGGACCUGCACCAACCCCAUCCUUCCUGCAGCCACGGCACGGCAGGAGGGGGCCAGGCUGCUGCGGGGUGAGCGGGGCCGGGAUCACAGUGUCCCGCUGCAGCUGCAGGGCAGGAGCCACAGGUGCUGCCAUCCCAAUGCACAGCUGUGGAGCCCCGUGUGGUGGUGCUGUGGUGACGGCCCCACUUCCAGGGUAUGUCCCUCCUCAGCACCCCAGAGGGAACCGGGCAACCGGAACAGGGGAUGUGCCCAGGACAGGCAGGGCUCUGCUACCCACUGCUUUCUGUCCCUGCAGAGCAGUGUGUCCGUCAGGAGGGUGAGAUGUAUCUGCUUGAAACAAAACGUCUUUGAAACAUGUUGUACCAAUAUUUUGUCCUGUGAAUAAAGCACAGAAUCCUGCUGUUACGGGUACUUUAGUGGCACUAGCGUCCUUGUUCAGCAUGUGAUCCCUUGUGUAAAUAAAAGCGGCUACCACCGGUCCUUA
Messenger RNA from Gallus gallus (chicken), 1944 nucleotides. RefSeq names its product heparan sulfate-glucosamine 3-sulfotransferase 2 (gene HS3ST2). NCBI's taxonomy places the organism in Eukaryota, Metazoa, Chordata, Aves, Galliformes, Phasianidae. The record is from RefSeq and is a predicted model, not a curated record. The coding region runs from base 301 to 1392 and encodes 363 amino acids. The transcript is spliced from 2 exons. Gene Ontology annotation, molecular function: [heparan sulfate]-glucosamine 3-sulfotransferase activity.